AGCAGCAACGUCACCGCAGCACCCGCGGCAGCGGCAGCGGCAGCAGCCAAGAUACUGGGGCUGGCAUUGCGCAGCCUCACUGCAUUAGCGGCGAUGCCAUUGUAUUAGCAGACAUCCGAGCCGAGCAAAUCGGCCCAGGUCCCCCGUGUGGUCCCGUGGAACAGUGCCUCUGCGGGAACUGUCACUGUAGAGCCCGGCGAGUGCAGAGGGCCCCGCCGCCGGUGCACUCGGGGCUCCUUGCAGAGGUGCCAAGCUCUCCUGAUGAAAUGUGUUUUGCCCCACUGGGCUCCGGGGGCAGUCUCUGGUGCUGUUGAUGCCCUUGUUCGAACUUUCCAGAAUGGAUAGUCCCCCAAAGCUGACUGGAGAGACUCUCAUCGUCCACCACAUCCCUUUGGUGCACUGUCAAGUUCCAGACAGGCAGUGCUGUGUCGGGGCAAGCGGCAGUGGUGGGAGCACAAGACCCAAUCCCUUCUGUGCAUCUGAGCUGGGCAUCACCCAGCCUGAUCAAGAACUAGAACAGGCCGACUCCCUGCUGUACAACAGCCUGCACUCAGCUCCAGGGGGAUCGGCGUGGCCGGCAGAGGGUACCAAGAGCAGGGGUCGCGAUGGACGAGGCACUGGGGCCCCUAAGCGACACAAUCCCUUCUUGCUGCAGGAGGGUGUGGGUGAGCCAGGACUUGGUGACCUGUAUGAUGGCAGCAUCGGGGACAGUGCCACCCAGCAGUCCUUCCACCUCCAUGGAGCUGGCCAGCCCACCUUCCAUCUGUCAUCUUUCCAACCACCCCCGCCUGGCCCUGGGGUGGGCAAGCCAUGGGGAGCAGCGCGCAGUCGAGCUGGCGUGGUGGAGGGGCAGGAACAAGAGCCAGUGACGACCCUGGCUACCCAGCGCUGUAGCGUGGGCCACUGCUGCCGGCCAGAGCUGGAAGCGGAAACCAUGGAGCUGGAUGAGUGUGGGGGGCCUGGCGGGAGUGGCAGUGGGGGCGGAGCCAGCGAUACCUCUGGCUUUUCCUUUGACCAGGAGUGGAAGCUCAGUUCAGAUGACUCCCCAAGGAACCCCGGAUGCUCAGGCUCAGGGCCUCCACAUUGCCGCUGCAGCAGCACAUCUAGCCAGUCAGAGGCAGCUGACCAGUCCAUGGGCUAUGUGAGUGACUCCUCCUGCAACAGCUCGGACGGUGUGCUGGUCACCUUCAGCACCCUCUACAACAAGAUGCACGGCCACGCCCGGACCAACCUCAACUCUGCCCCACACUCCUGCAGCGACGCUUCCUUCGGUAGCCACUCAGACCCCGGAGCCUUCUACCUGGACCUCCAGCCCUCUCCUGCUGAGUCCAAGAUGUCCUGUGAGUCCCACCACCCUGACAGUGGAGAAAGGGAAGGGGGCUACGGCUGUCCGCACGCCUCAUCUCCUGAGCUCGAUGCCAACUGCAACUCCUACCGCCCACACUGUGAGCCCUGCCCAGCCGUGGCUGACCUCACAGCCUGCUUUCAGAGCCAGGCCCGUCUUGUCAUGGCCACCCAGAAUUACUAUAAACUUGUCACCUGUGACCUGUCCUCCCAGUCAUCCCCAAGCCCCGCUGGCUCCUCCAUCACCAGCUGCUCAGAAGAACACACGAAGAUUAGCCCUGCGCCGGCUCCUGGCCCAGACCCAGGCCCCAACCAGCCCUCAGAGUAUUACCUAUUUCAGAAGCCAGAAGAGAAAGCAGCCGGGGGCUCCUCAGCAGAAAUGGCAGCUGCCAUGGGCCAUCCUGUGUUGGAGGGACAAGUGUACACUAAUACGUCACCCCCAACCCUUAGCACUGGGCGGCAGCGCUCCCGAAGUUAUGACCGCAGCCUACAGCGCAGUCCCUCUGCUCGCCUGAGCUCACUAGAGCGCAUGCUGAGCUGCCCGGUGCGCCUGAGCGAGGGCCCUGCAGCCUUGAUUGCGCCUAGCUCCCCACCCAAGAGAGUGACCUCCUUUGCUGAGCUGGCCAAGGGCCGGAAGAAGGCUUCUGGCUCUGGGUCUCCCCCACUUCGGAUGAGCACUGGGGACUCUUCCCAGGAGUUCUCCUCCAUUCAAGAAGCCCAGCAAGAUAGAAUGGGUCCACCAGAUGAGGGCACUCACUGUAGCCAUAGCCUACCACCCAUGCCCCUGGGGCCAACCAUGGACCUUGUUGGCCUCGAGCCCUGGUCCACCCAGGUCUGCCAGGGGCCCCAGUCCAGCGAGAUGCCACCUGCUGGCUGGAGAGCUGCAGGGCAAGGCCCUCUGGCUCAGCUGAUGGAUCCAGGGCCUGCUCUUCCCGGGACCCCAGCCAACAGCCAUACCCAGAGGGAUUCGAGAGCUAGAGCUGACGGGGGUGGUGCUGACAGCCGGCCCGUCCUGCGCUACAGCAAGGAGCAGAGACCCACCACGCUGCCCAUCCAGCCCUUCGUCUUCCAGCACCACUUCCCCAAGCAGCUGAGCAAGGCCCGGGCCCUGCACAGCCUGUCCCAGCUCUACAGCCUCUCGGGCUGCAGCCGGACCCAGCAGCCUGCCCUGCUGGUGGCUGCCCCUGCUCACGCCCCAGGCCCUGUCCCCUCCGGGGAACCUCUGGCAUCUACUUCCCGAACUGCCGCCAAAGGGGCCAGGAAAGCUGGGCCUGAGCCUGAGACCUCUCGGCCGUCACCCCUGGGCAGCUACUCCCCCAUCCGGAGUGCCGGCCCCUUUGGGCCCAGCACUGAUUCUUCCGCCUCCACUUCAUGCUCCCCUGCCCCCAAGGAGGCCACAGCGGCCAGCAGCCCACCCCCAUGGAGCCGCUCAUGCUCUCCUGCUGCCCGGCCCAGUGCCUCCCAGCAGUCUCCGAAGGAGGAGCCAAAGACACUGCCCUUGGCUGAGUACCGGCUCCAUGGAACGGGAAGCUUGCCACCUCUGGGUGCCUGGAGAUCCGGCCUCAGCCGAGCCGAGAGCCUGGCCCGGGGAGGUGGUGAGAGUAGCAUGGCUUCCAGGCCCAGUAAUGCCAACCACCUGUCCCCUCAAGCGCUCAAAUGGCGGGAAUACCGAAGGAAGAACCCGCUGGGGCCACCUGGUCUGGCAGGGAGCCUAGACCGAAAGCCACAGGAGGCUCAGCUGGCCCGAAGAAACCCCAUCUCUGAGUUCCCGGGUGCCCUCAGUGGUGCAGCCCAUCUGCACUGCCGGCUGAAUGCUCAGGUACUGAAGCCGUUGCCGCUGACCUGCCCUGACUUCCAAGACCCCUUCUCUUUGACCGAGAAACCGCCAGCUGAGUUUUGUCUGUCCCCAGACGGUAACUCGGAAGCCAUUUCUAUCGACCUGCUUCAGAAGAAAGGAUUGGUAAAAGCUGUCAACACGGCUGUUGACCUCAUUGUUGCCCACUUCGGCACAAGCCGGGAUCCUGGGGUAAAGGCCAAGCUGGGGAACAGUUCUGUGAGCCCCAACAUCGGCCACCUGGUUCUGAAGUACUUGUGCCCUGCGGUCCGCGCUGUGCUGGAGGACGGGCUCAAGGCCUUCGUGCUGGACGUCAUCAUUGGGCAGCGGAAGAACAUGCCGUGGAGUGUGGUGGAGGCUUCCACCCAGCUGGGCCCCUCCACCAAGGUCCUACACAGCCUCUGCAACAAAGUCAGCCAGUCCCCGGAGCUCACCAACCACACCAUGCGCUUCAACGCCUUCAUCUUGGGCCUGCUCAACAUCCGGUCUCUGGAGUUCUGGGUCAACCACCUCUAUAGCCAUGAAGACAUCAUCCAGACCCACUACCAGCCGUGGGGCUUCCUGAGUGCCGCUCACACUGUGUGCCCUGGCCUCUUCGAGGAGCUGCUGCUGCUGCUCCAGCCCCUGGCCCUGCUGCCCUUCAGCCUGGACCUGCUGUUCCAGCACCGGCUCCUGCAGAGUGGUCAGCAGCAGCGGCAGCACAAGGAACUGCUGCGAGUGUCCCAGGACCUGCUGUUGUCUGCUCACUCGACGCUGCAAUUGGCCCGGUCCCGGGGCCCAGAGGGCCCCAGAGAUGUGGACAGAGCCGCCCGUGGGGAGCGGGUGAAAGGCGUGGGUGCCUCAGAAGGAGGAGAAGAGGAGGAGGUGGCAGAGGCAGCUGGGAGCUCAGGACAUGGCAGGUCGGCCCGAGGUGGGCAGGCUGGCUGGUGGUACCAGCUCAUGCAGAGUUCCCAGGUCUACAUCGAUGGCUCCGUGGAAGGUUCUAGGUUCCCACGGGGUGGCAGCAAUAGCAGCAGUAUCAGCUGCACCAGCAGCAGUGAGAGAAAGAAAGGGCUAGGAGGAGGGGGGUCUUCCCAGGCUCCACCCCCACGAGAAGGUGUGGUGGAGGGAGCUGAGGCCUGCCCUGCCCCCGAGGAAGCCCUUGGCCGGGAGAGGGGCUGGCCCUUCUGGGUGGGGAGCCCCCCUGACUCUGUGCUGGCCGAGCUCAGGCGCAGUCGCAGUCGGGAGAGAGGGGGGCCCGCUGCUCCUCCUCCAGCAGAAAAUGAGGACAGGGCUUCAGAGGCUGCACCUGGAGGCAUCAAGUGGGGACACCUCUUUGGGUCCCGAAAAGCUCAGCGGGAGGCCCGACCCCCAAGCAGGCUGCCCUCAGACUGGCUGAGCCUAGACAAGUCCAUGUUCCAGCUGGUGGCACAGACGGUGGGUGCCCGGCGAGAGCCCGAGCCUCAGGAGAGCCCACAAAUGCCUCCCUCUCCAGCCACACCCUCCACGCCCCCGUGCGAGGUGCAGGCACUGUGCCACCGCCUGGCCUCAGGCCCCGGACAGCUGAGCUUCCACAAGGGCGAUGUCCUCCGUGUGCUGGGCUCUGCCCCAGGAGACUGGCUGCGCUGCAGCCGCGGCCCCGACACUGGCCUGGUGCCUCUGGCCUACGUGACCUUGACCCCAACUUCAAGUCCAACCCUUGGAAACAGCCAAAACUGAGGCCCUGUGCAUGCUGGUGGCCUCAGGGACCCUCAUAGCCCCAGACUCAGAACCUGAGAGCCCCUUCCAAGCCCACCUGGCUUGGCUGCAGCAUCAACCGAGAGAGCCUGUGGGCUGGCACCCGCUCCCUGUGCUCAGUAUUAAUGACACCCCCCCAACCCCUCUGACUGCCCCAGUGACCUCAUCUGCACCUCCGCCCAGGGAAGGAAGAGAGAGUGCAACACUGGGUGGUCAGGAUCCCCCAGGCCCUCUGGGCCAAGCUCCCCGUGGGUGCAGACAAGUCCCUAUGGAGGGAAAUAACCCAGAAAGCCCGUUUGCAGGGUUCCCUAGGCCAGACAACGAUGAGGAUGGAGAACAGUAUUGGGGCCUGAGCCCUGAGCCCCCACCCUGUCCAUAGGCUGUGGUCAGUGCCCUGGUCGUCAGAGGGUAGGGGAGGAGCCCAGGCUUCUGUUCAUGUAUUUAUUUAUUUAUUUAUUACACCUAUUAAUAAAAAAGGUGCUCGGCCUCCAAA
Molecule: messenger RNA, 5387 nt
Organism: Echinops telfairi (small Madagascar hedgehog)
Lineage: Eukaryota; Metazoa; Chordata; Mammalia; Afrosoricida; Tenrecidae
Gene: RUSC2
Product: RUN and SH3 domain containing 2
Exons: 12
Coding region: 314-4876 (1520 amino acids)
Cellular component (GO): cytoplasmic vesicle
Molecular function (GO): protein binding
Source: RefSeq, a predicted model, not a curated record